GUUGCUGUUCUUUACGGAUAACAGUUUUCAGCGCGAAGUGCGUGCGUGUGCGUGCGUCAAAAACGCAGUUCUGUAUGUGUGUUCGUGUGCUUUUCUUAUAUUUUUCUAAAGUAAUGUUAUUGAACUGGUUGCCUAUGUAAAGAGAAAGCCACGAAAACUACAAGCAUUUGUAAAUUCGUUGAAAAAUUUGCAGCUUACCAAUUCCAAAAUCUCAAAACAGUGACUGCAACACCAACAAAAACGCAGUAGCAGCGACGUCGGCAGAGAAACAACAAGAACAACAAUCUUGGCGUUGAAGCGAUGUGAGAGAGUGUAAUAUUUGACAGCAUGUGAGCUAAUCAGCAAAGCAGCGAUUUCUGCAAACAUUUUGAGCUUCUUAAGGGCAAUUAAUGAACGAAAAAGUGGAAAACUAUAGUAAAUAUAUAGUAAGAAAUAUAGUGAGAAAUUUUGUAUUUUUACGUUUUGUUCUCUAGAAAUUAAAAAAAAGAGAGGAUACAAAAAAUUUAGCUGUGACCACCAAGAAACGCAGUCGACUUCGCUGCCGGCAGAACGAAGAAAAAGAAAGAGCAUAAUAUAAAGCAGAAAAACCAGAUUUUAAUGUCUAAAUUUUAAAGAUUAAAUGUUUUAUUUUGCCUUAUGUUUGCCCAUUUAUACUCAAAAAUAUCGGUGUCAAAAUAGUUGCAAAUUCAGAACAGCAAAGCAACAACAAAGGCUGCUGCUUGUACGACCGAUGCACAAAUCUUGUCGGGAAAAAUAGGGUUCUGAAAGCGAAAUUAUGUUUUUAUUGGCUUAAAGAUGGAAAAUUGACUCCUGAAAUCGAAAAUCAAAGAAACUAAUACGCAAAGUAAUCAAAUAGUGACAAUUAAGGCAAGAUGACGGACUUUGUUGAGCUGAUGAACAGCAUGUCCAGUACAUUCAAUAGCGACUGUGCUACUUCAACAGCGGAGGGUGGUACUUUGCUAAAUCUGAACUUGGCGGAAGACAAAACCCUCAAGUGGCGUAAUUUGGCCAAUAACCAGUUCGCUAGUAAAGAAAAGAAGCACAAGGACAAGGAGGAGGAGGAGCGCAAGGAGGCAAGGAAUCAAGAGGAAAUCGAAGACAUCAAAGCACUUUUGGCAGAUGUUGUCGAUGCGGCCGCUGUCAAGCUGGAAGAAGAAGAAGCGCAGAAUGCAGAAAAAGUCGAACCACAUACAAAAUGCGAAAUAGAGGAAGAAGGUAGGAAGGAAAUGGAGUACGAUCAAGAUGUCGCAAAACAAGACUCCGAAAUGGAAAAAAAGCAGAAUGGCAAAGCAACAUCCAUAACAGUAAAGAUGGAAAGCAACGAGCGUGCAGAGAAACACGCAACGGAAAUUGCAACGACGUCGACAGAGAGAUGGGAAAACGAAAGCUUUAAAACUGAGCAGCAAAAUAAAAAAGCUGCUGAGAAAGAAGAAGAACCCAUACUAGCAGCAACACAAAAAUUGGAAGCAAAUGCAGAACCACUGACAACAACAAGAAUUGAGGUAGCAGUAGCAUCUCCACUUGUUGUUAGUUCUGCUAGCGUUAAACUCGCUGCUGACGCAACCAACCAAAUGCGAGCAGCGACGUCGGCAGGAGCAGCGACAUUAGCUGAUAAAAAUGUACAAGUUUCGCCCGGUGGAACGCGACGGUCUCGAAGAACACCCAGACCCAUAGACACGCCCACUUCAGUUACUGAUGAACAUGUUCAGGUGGAGAAUAAAAAAUUUGGAAAGUCGGAGCAGUAUACGGAUUGUAGUAGCCAUCUGGAGAGGUUCACACUGGACGAUAAUACUGCUAUUGUCAGACUGCAGUUGAAAAGUGAACCGGACAAACCGUCAUUAACUGCAUUAUCUCCUGAGGAAAACUCGGCUCCUGCUCCGAAGCGAGGAAGGGGUCGAGCCAGGAAAAUAAGACCCGAUGCCGAGGUGGAAACCAGUGAGGUUAUUUUACCCUGCGAGGAUUCAUUAGGGGAGAAGAAACCAGGACGCAAAAGGAAACUCCCGGAUGAACCGAUAGAUCAGCAGCAACUAAGCGACCUUGUCGUGGUAAAAACAGAGCAGGAGGAAUUGGGUGACGCUCCCUUGGGAGAUGUUAAGAGAAUGCGACGUAGCGUUCGUUUAGGCAAUCGAUUACACGCCGAUGGAAGCCCUUGGGAGGAGGUAAAGACAGAGGCACUUCACCCGCAGCCUUCUGCAGAACUUUCCUUUGCGGAGGUCACUUCUGAGAUCUUGCCACUAGCUGUCUUAGAUGAGAAGACCCCACCCAAAAAGCGAGGGCGGAAGGCAAAAACGCCCUGUGUGAAGUUAGAAUCUGAAACAUCCUGCGGGCUACCGUUUGCUAAUGGCAACAAGAAAACGAAUUCCUCUGGUGGAUGCGAACUUCAGCUGCCCAAGCGUUCAAAAAGAAGAAUAAAACCAACGCCAAAGAUAUUAGAAAAUGACGAACUGCGCUGUGAGUUCGAAACGAAGCACAUUGAGCGUAUGACCCAGUGGGAGAGUGCUGCAGCAGUAGAUGGGGAUUUUGAAACGCCAACAACAGGCGGUAAUGGGUCCAAUUCCUCGACCUCAAGGCAAAAGAGCGACAAGUCCGACGGGAGCAACUUCGAAGGUGGUCCAGGACAUCCUGCAGGCACAAGUGCCAUAAAGAAAAGACUAUUUUCAAAGUCCCAGCGGGACAUUGAGAACUAUGGCGCAGCAAUGCUAGCCAAAAGUAAGUUACCUCCGUGUCCGGAUGUCGAACAAUUUCUAAACGACAUCAAGGCAUCUCGAAUUAACGCGAAUCGGUCACCAGAAGAAAGGAAAUUGAACAAAAAACAGCAACGAAAACUGGCCAAACAAAAGGAAAAGCACCUGAAGCAUUUGGGCCUGCAAAAAAAUCACAGAGAUGAGCCCUCGGAUAACGACAGUUCCAAUACGGACAAUGAAUUCUUUCCUACUACAAGGGUGCAAGUGGGAAAACCAAGUGUUACUUUGAGAGUAAGGAAUAGUGUUACCAAGGAGCUUCCCACCACAGCCACUUUGAAAUCACGCCGGAAUCCAGUCGUGCAGGCAGCCAAACUCACGAGAAGGAUAGGUGCAAGAGCCGCCGGUGAAGUUACUGAGGCAGCCCGAGCAAGUGUGCCAAUUUCUACACCUGAUGCGGAGCAGCUUCACUCGUUGGACACUUCUAUUCAAGCUGAUGUUACGCCCAUAAGAGACUUAGAUAUGAGGCCCAGCACCUCCAGAGUGUCAAAGUUUAUUUGUCUAUGUCAGAAGCCUUCCCAGUAUUAUGCCAGGAAUGCCCCGGAUUCAUCAUACUGCUGUGCCAUCGAUCACAUCGACGACCAAAAAAUUGGCUGCUGCAACGAGCUGUCCUCAGAGGUUCACAAUCUACUCAGACCCAGCCAACGCGUUAGCUAUAUGAUCCUAUGCGAUGAGCACAAAAAGCGCCUACAAUCACACAACUGCUGCGCAGGAUGUGGCAUAUUUUGUACACAGGGAAAAUUUGUGCUAUGCAAGCAGCAGCACUUCUUUCAUCCCGAUUGUGCCCAGCGAUUUAUUCUAAGCACUUCGUACGAGAAGGAACUCGGCGAUGAGGAAGAUCAGGGCGUCAAAUUCAGCAGCCCUGUCUUAGUGCUUAAGUGCCCCCACUGCGGAUUAGAUACACCAGAACGGACCUCCACGGUGACCAUGAAGUGUCAGUCCCUGCCUGUCUUUCUGCGCACGCAAAAGUACAAGAUCAAACCCGCUAGAUUGACAACCUCUUCGCAUCUAACCCAAUUUGGAACAGUUGAGAAUGCCAAUACCCCAGGAGCCACCGCCAGGAACAAGGGAGGACUAUCCACCGCCGUAACCUUAAGCGCGGCAUCAAGUCCUGCCUCAAAAACAAAUGGAGCCCAGAGAGGCAGGGCGGGCACCUCCAAUUCUAACUCCAGGCAUGCUCUUAAUUCGAUCAACUUUGCUCAACUUAUACCCGAGUCCGUAAUGAAUGUAGUGCUGCGGGGCCACGUGGUUUCUGCUAGCGGUCGCGUGACCGCAGAGUUUACCCCGCGGGAUAUGUACUAUGCAGUCCAAAACGAUGACUUGGAGCGUGUAGCGGAGAUUCUGGCUGCCGACUUCAACGUGCUGACUCCCAUACGGGAGUACUUAAAUGGCACCUGCCUUCAUUUGGUGGCCCACUCGGGCACACUUCAGAUGGCCUAUCUCCUUCUCUGCAAAGGAGCAAGCUCACCGGAUUUCGUUAAUAUUGUGGAUUAUGAACUGCGGACUGCUUUAAUGUGUGCCGUGAUGAACGAGAAGUGCGACAUGCUGAAUCUAUUUCUUCAAUGUGGUGCGGAUGUGGCCAUUAAGGGUCCCGAUGGUAAGACCAGUCUGCAUAUUGCUGCCCAGUUAGGCAACUUGGAAGCCACACAGUUAAUUGUAGACAGCUAUCGAACUUCUCGAAAUAUUACCAGUUUUUUAAGUUUCAUUGAUGCCCAGGAUGAAGGCGGUUGGACGGCCAUGGUCUGGGCAGCAGAGCUGGGGCACACGGAUAUAGUUAGGUUGGCUUCUCUGCCCCAAGCGGUUUUCUUAAAGCUAAUUAAUAUUUUUCUCUUCAUUAGCUUCCUGCUUAACCAGGAUGCUGAUCCAAACAUAUGCGACAAUGACAACAAUACGGUGCUGCACUGGUCUACGCUGCACAAUGAUGGUCUGGACACGAUUACAGUACUGCUGCAGUCAGGGGCGGACUGCAAUGUACAGAAUGUAGAGGGCGACACGCCUUUGCACAUUGCUUGCCGGCAUUCUGUCACCCGCAUGUGCAUCGCGUUAAUAGCUAAUGGAGCCGAUCUAAUGAUUAAGAACAAGGCGGAACAACUGCCCUUUGAUUGCAUUCCGAAUGAGGAGUCUGAGUGCGGUCGCACUGUAGGUUUUAAUAUGCAAAUGCGUAGUUUCAGGCCUUUGGGCCUCCGUACCUUUGUGGUUUGUGCAGAUGCGUCGAAUGGCAGGGAGGCACGACCAAUCCAGGUGGUUCGCAACGAACUGGCAAUGUCUGAAAAUGAGGAUGAGGCCGAUUCGCUUAUGUGGCCGGAUUUUCGCUACGUAACACAAUGCAUUAUCCAGCAGAAUUCAGUGCAGAUUGACCGACGCGUUUCUCAAAUGCGCAUCUGCUCCUGCCUGGAUAGUUGCAGUAGCGAUCGCUGUCAGUGCAAUGGAGCCUCCUCGCAGAAUUGGUACACGGCAGAAAGUCGGCUAAACGCCGACUUUAACUACGAGGAUCCUGCGGUAAUCUUCGAAUGCAACGACGUCUGCGGUUGCAACCAGCUGUCCUGCAAAAACCGCGUGGUGCAGAAUGGUACACGGACACCCCUACAAAUUGUCGAGUGCGAGGAUCAGGCGAAGGGCUGGGGAGUACGGGCGCUGGCCAAUGUACCCAAAGGCACUUUUGUGGGCAGUUAUACGGGUGAGAUUUUGACCGCGAUGGAGGCAGAUCGACGCACCGAUGACAGCUACUACUUUGACCUGGACAACGGGCACUGCAUCGAUGCCAACUAUUAUGGAAAUGUAACCCGGUUUUUUAACCACUCGUGUGAGCCGAAUGUUUUGCCCGUUCGUGUUUUCUACGAGCAUCAGGACUACAGAUUCCCUAAGAUCGCCUUUUUUUCCUGCCGUGACAUCGAUGCCGGAGAGGAAAUAUGCUUUGACUACGGAGAAAAAUUCUGGCGCGUGGAACAUCGCUCCUGUGUUGGAUGUCGAUGCCUGACAACAACCUGCAAGUACGCCUCCCAAUCCUCAAGCACAAAUGCCUCGCCUACGAAUGCAACAACGGCACCGGAAAAUGAAACGGGAACGCUGUCGUCUACAAAUACGGAGAAAAUUGGACACGCGUAGGCUAAAACCACCUAAACCUGAGAUGAUUGCAGAUUUCACAGUCUCAUCCAACAAAUAAAAUCCCCACCUAAACCAUCAGCAACCAGAUGAGCCGGGCAUAUAAAAUCGCAGCAACCCCAAAUUCGAUAACAAUAUUUGUAAUAUAAACAUUGAAUCGUUAUCGAAGCCCGGUCGGCUUUCUUUCUUUUUUGACUGCCAAAUGUUUCGUGGUUAACCACUUUUUAUCUAUUUUUACGUAUACAAAUAGUGUUUGUUUAUUAUUAAUUUUGUUUGAUUUGUAUUAAUGUUUUACGCCUUAUUAAUAAUGUUUUUAUUCUUAGUACCUGUAAAAACAAAUUAGUUUAUACUUUCUGCGCGAAACAAACUAAUGACAUAAGAAGGGCAUAUCAAAAUUGUUUCCCGAUAUUGUGGGUGUGCGUGUUUCCGGAACGUAAAUGUUUUAAACUUAAAAUUAGACUUGGACAUUACCAGGCAUAAAAUAGAAUUGUAAUGGAGGAAAGACCAUCUAGUCAUAAGAAUGAAGGAGACAAAGUAUUUCCAUAGAAAAGAGAAAAAAAAUUUUUUUUAAUAGAAGUAGUCGGUUUUUUUUUUUAAUUUGUAUGAGCUCUGGAGCAUACAUAUGUAAAUACGUGAUACGAAAAAGUAAUACGUUUGAUUUUACCGUUAACCAUGAAAAUUAGACCGUUUAAAUUGACCUGUAAUGGGCAACUAAAUGUUACUCGCAACCAAAAGUAAAGGAGGAAUUAUUUAGCAAAAAAAAAAAACAUUGUCUAUAUUAUGGAUUACAUGUUUUGUGCAGGGUGAAGUACAUACAUACCCCCAAUUGAUUACCACUCUACCAAUCCCAUCAAAUCUGAAGUCUAUCACGUAUACAAAUUUUUCAGUUUGCUAAGCAAGCCAAGCCACAAGUGCCUAAAAGAAAAUUAUUUCUUACCCGGUUGCCCUUUAGGAUAACCCUAAUUUUACUAUAAAGCAAUAUAGUUUUUUUAGGCUGUAAAUGUUAACGCGGGGUUUGUAUGUGUAAUUAACUUUGUCUGUUUAAAACGGCAACAUGUAAUUUAAGUCGCAAGAUUUUCCGUUUCAGCAACAAAGUCAUAGGUCACCGAAAGGCGCUUCUUUGAUUUUCUGCUGGCAUUUUUAUCCAUAUUUAUGUAACCACGACAAGAGUAAUGAUGAAAAUAUAUUUAUACAGAUCAGUGUCCCUUGGCGGUAUUAACUGUUACGGCUGACAGUUUAAGCUGUCAUCUUAAUGCAUUUGUUUUUUGUUUUUCUUUUGCAAUAAAAUUUGUAAGUUUUACGCAUAAUUGAAAGAAUAGGUAUGCAAGGAGUCAUUUUUCGAGUGCAGCUACGUUAAUGUUUAACCAUAAAAUAUUGAAUUGAUUAAAUUCG
Molecule: messenger RNA, 7235 nt
Organism: Drosophila melanogaster (fruit fly)
Lineage: Eukaryota; Metazoa; Arthropoda; Insecta; Diptera; Drosophilidae
Gene: G9a
Product: G9a
Exons: 9
Coding region: 873-5846 (1657 amino acids)
Biological process (GO): chromatin remodeling
Cellular component (GO): chromosome; nucleus
Molecular function (GO): zinc ion binding; histone methyltransferase activity; histone H3K9 monomethyltransferase activity
Source: RefSeq, marked reviewed